Ilex paraguariensis (yerba mate) is the source of this 882-nucleotide messenger RNA. The record is from the annotation of a GenBank genome assembly. NCBI's taxonomy places the organism in Eukaryota, Viridiplantae, Streptophyta, Magnoliopsida, Aquifoliales, Aquifoliaceae.
AUGAGAAUUGUGGCUUUGCUGCUUCAAAUUGGAAGAGAAGCAAUUCCUCCAGAUAUUGUCCCCAGAAUUUUGUCAUCUCGUGAUCGCAAGGAACUUGCCACGUAUGCCUUGUCUGCCCCACCUCAUGGUCUCAGUCUUGUGGCUGUCAAGUAUAACGAAGAACACCUGCGGCUUCCGACUAAUUGCCCAGCAACUAGUUUUGGGAGGCAUCAUAGCAUCACCAAAUGGUUGUUAAUCAAUCUAAAUUACUCAAGUUNGGAAAGUAUUCAUGCCGCCCUAAAUGGUCUUCUUCCUUCUGAUAUUCGAGUUCGACAAAUCAGCCCAGCAGUUCCUGAAUUUCAUGCUCGUUUUUCGGUGAAAGGCAAGAUUUAUCACUACAAGAUAUACAAUGACAGCACCAUGGACCCAUUUCAGCGUCAUUUUGCUUACCAUAGUAUUUAUAAACUCAACGCUGCUCUAAUGAGGGAAGCUGCAAAGCAUUUUGUAGGGAAGCAUGACUUCUCUGCAUUCGCUAAUACUUCACGCAAUGACCGUACACCAAAUCCAGUGAAGAAUAUUUUCCAUUUUGAUGUGAAUGAGAUGGGGCCUCUAUUGCAGCUUGAAGUUGAAGGGUCUGGUUUUCUAUACAGACAAGUUCGGAACAUGGUGGCUUUGCUGCUUCAAAUUGGAAGAGAAGCAAUUCCUCCAGAUAUUGUCCCCAGAAUUUUGUCAUCUCGUGAUCGCAAGGAACUUGCCACGUAUGCCUUGUCUGCCCCACCUCAUGGUCUCAGUCUUGUGGCUGUCAAGUAUAACGAAGAACACCUGCGGCUUCCGACUAAUUGCCCAGCAACUAGUUUUGGGAGGCAUCAUAGCAUCACCAAAUGUAAGGUGCCAUGUUUAUGA